Messenger RNA from Nylanderia fulva, 581 nucleotides. It is a transcript of the gene mRpL52, whose product is annotated as mitochondrial ribosomal protein L52. Gene Ontology annotation, molecular function: structural constituent of ribosome. Gene Ontology annotation, cellular component: mitochondrial large ribosomal subunit. The record is from RefSeq and is a predicted model, not a curated record. Gene Ontology annotation, biological process: mitochondrial translation. NCBI's taxonomy places the organism in Eukaryota, Metazoa, Arthropoda, Insecta, Hymenoptera, Formicidae.
GAGUGUGACCAUAGUGACAUCUACCGUGACUUGAAUCAAAAGGGUUGUCUCAAACAAGAGAGAUAACCUAAAUAAGAAAUAGAAAUUUUUUAAUUGUUCCAUCAAAUCAAUAUAAUGUUGAAUAUAAGGACGACUGUUGGAGCAAUACUUCAUGUCAAACAACAUUUAAAUUAUAAUAUUCUGGUUAAUGGAUUUCAUCAGUCUUGUGUGAGAUAUUUGGACCAGAAAUGGAGAGCAAAACGUAAAUUAACAGACAAUCCAAAUAAGUUUGGUCCACUGACUAAUUUACCAGAUUACACAUUUAAAGAUGGAAGACCUACCCCUCUUGGGAUAAGACAGAAAGCACGCUUAGAUAAACAACGUGAUUAUGCGGCAAAAAUUGUCAAAUUGGUAGGAGAGGUAGAUUAUGCUGUUGAGAGACAUGCUAAAAUGCAAAAAGAAAAGGAACAAAGAAGACAACAAAUCCUUGAUAGUAAAUUGAAACCCAAAGGAGAUUUAUUGCUUCGAAAACGGACGAAAUAAAAUAAAAAAAUAACUGAGUAUGUAUAAGAAAGUAAUAUACUUACCAAAAUAUUAUUGUA